Papilio polytes (common Mormon) is the source of this 1917-nucleotide messenger RNA. It is a transcript of the gene yellow-12, whose product is annotated as protein yellow-like. Bases 296 to 1846 code for a protein of 516 amino acids. The transcript has 4 exons. Gene Ontology annotation, cellular component: extracellular region. The record is from RefSeq and is a predicted model, not a curated record. NCBI's taxonomy places the organism in Eukaryota, Metazoa, Arthropoda, Insecta, Lepidoptera, Papilionidae.
GUUAGAUCAACUGGGUGCUUGAUAUUUAACUAUAUGGAGGCUAUCUUUACAUCGCACGUGAUAUCGUAAUGGUCAUAAGAGGGGCCGGAUGGUGUAAAGCGGCUCGCUUGCUUUACCGUCAGAUCAAAUCGUAAACAGUGCUGACCACACGUGAGCAGCGAAAGUGUUAACAUAGAUGAUUUGUAAAUAAAAUGAAAACAAAAGGACUUAUUGAUAUUUAGGAUGUUAACUGACUAGUGUAUUAUAAAAUUUUAAAUAUUUAACGUGUGAAAACUAGUGUAGUGUUUACAAAGCGAUGGCGGUUUCGCAUCAGUGGUUCGUACAAUGGUCCCCGCCUUCUGUGAUCUUUGCGGAUAUUUCAAGACAAUACGAGCACGUGAAUUCGAACUGGAAUCAUCAUAAUCACUAUGGUCGCAUUGCCUACAAUCCUCUGGACGCACAAGUUGCGGUACUAAAUAACUAUCGUGAAAAUCAGAUACAACAGCAGAGAGCGAACAGCGUGAAGAAAUACGAUAGACAACGUUCAUUAAACGUUACCGAUCGCAGUCGCCCCGCAGCGGUGACACUAUGGCUGGCGAUGCUAGGGCUCGCGCGGCCGCAGUCGGUGCCCGCGGAUACCGAUACGCCACCCUUCGGCACGCUCUACAAGUGGAAGACCAUAGACUUUGAGUUCCCCAGCGUACAGCAUAGACGCAGAGCACUCAUCUCCAGAUCAUACAUCCCGUCUAACGUGCUUCCCCUUGGUUUGGAGGUGUGGGGCUCGCGCGUGUGGGUAACGUUACCGAGCUGGCGCCGCGGCGUCCCCGCCACGCUCGCAACAGUCUCACGCGGCGGCGGCGUCACCUCCCCUGCCCUCAAGCCCUACCCUGACUGGAACUAUCAUCGAGCAUUUAGUGAUGACGUUAACUGUUUUGGCUUAACGUCGGUGUUUCGAGUGAGUGCGGACCAGUGCGGCAAACUGUGGGUUCUCGACUCAGGGCAGAUUGACUCGCAGGACAGUCCCAAGCAAAUAUGUCCACCGAGCGUAGUCGUCUUCAACAUGCAAACCGACUCCAUGAUAGCAAGAUAUCCGAUCCCCGAUGAAUAUGUCCUACAAGACUCAUUGUUCUCUAACAUAAUUGUCGACAGUAGACAAGAAGAUUGUUCAGAUCUCCAUCUAUAUAUAGCCGAUACCUGGAGAUUUGGUUUACUCGUCUUCAGACAUAGUGAUCAAAAAUUUUGGAGAUUUUCUCACCACCUUUUCUAUCCUGAUCCAUUGGCAUCAAAUUAUACGCUGCACGAUCUAAACUUCCAAUGGGCUGACGGCAUCUUUGGACUCGCUCUAUCACCGAUUAAUAAUGUUGAAGACAGGACACUGUAUUUCCAUUCCAUGUCGAGCUACCGCGAGUUUUCAGUGACGACGGACGUUCUACGCCAGCCUGCGCGUGUGAAUGACAGCGCUAAUGCUUUUAAAAUAGUUGGUGAUAGCCGUGGACUGCUCGGACAGUCGUCAGCCUCCGCUAUGGAUAGAAACGGAGUCAUGUUUUAUGGGUUGGUAUCAAAAGAUAGUAUCGGUUGCUGGGAUUCUCAGAAGCCGUACAAUAAGAAGACCAUGGGAGUCGUGGCUAUGAAUACGGAAACGCUAGUGUUCCCCAAUGAUAUAAAAAUUGAUCACGAGCAGCAGCAGAGUGUGUGGGUAAUAUCAAACCGGCUCCCGAUGUUUCAAGAUGGCAGUUUAUCCGAUGACGAUUACAAUUAUAGAAUAAUGUACGUGGACACAACACAAGCCGUGCAAGGCACAAUUUGUGACCCGCAACUGCAAUUGCCUCCUUAUUCUCCGCUUGUAACAAACGAAUGGUUGCCAUAAUAAUAUGUAUCUACUUAAUUAGCUAGGAGUACCGUAAUAGUGAUAUUUUAGUAUUAAAUUUUUUAAACAAA